Molecule: messenger RNA, 1242 nt
Organism: Motacilla alba alba
Lineage: Eukaryota; Metazoa; Chordata; Aves; Passeriformes; Motacillidae
Gene: POU2AF3
Product: colorectal cancer associated 2
Exons: 7
Coding region: 1-951 (316 amino acids)
Cellular component (GO): cytoplasm
Molecular function (GO): DNA binding; POU domain binding
Source: RefSeq, a predicted model, not a curated record
AUGGAACCGGUAGCCAGCCCCGAGGGCACCCAGCUUGUGGGGCCGGGGCCGGGGCCACCCCUGCUGCUGCACCGGGCACCUGGCGAGGCGCUGCCCGCUCCGGCUCGGCAUGUCCGUGUUUUUCCACAAAUUCUUCCAGGAAAGCCCAAGGUGUACCAAGGUGUGAGGGUGAAGAUCACAGUCAAGGAGCUGCUGCAGCAGAGGAGAGCGCGACAAGCAGCCACUGGCUCGGCAGUGAGUAAAAAUAUUGUGCUGUUUGCUUCCCCUGUGGUGCCCACACAGGAAAAAGUGAAAAGUGGCUGUGGGGGAAGUCACCUCGGUGACCUGCACAAGGUUCCCUGGGACAGCAGCAGCAGCAGCAGCAUCCAGUUUGCAGAGUCUGUGUCUCCGCCUCACCCAGAGCCUUUUGAAGCAGAAGCCAUCCCUCCUGUGCCCAGCUGCUGCCCGUCCUGGCAGUUUUCCAGCUGCCUGUCCUGUGAGGAAAGCCCUGGAUACCUGGAGCAGCUGAUCGAUUCCUGCCUGCAGGCAGAUGCACCCUCUGAGCCAGCCUUCGGUGCCUUCCAGCCAUCCCCACACUACACCCCUGACACCUUCCAGCCAGUCCAGCUCUGCUUCAACCAGGGCCUGCUCCAGGCUGCCAGCUCGCCCAGCUCAGCCGACCUGCCCAGCCCGUGGAACUCCAGCUGCUCUCCCCCUCAGCUCUCUCCCCUCACCCCGCUGACCCCCAGCCCACCCUACAGCUGCCCCAUGGAGGAGUGGCCCUGCCACCCCCCGUGUCCCCUGCCCAGCCCUGCCUGCUGCUGCACAGCCUGUGGCUCGCAGAGCAGGGACAGCAGGGGCCAGCAGUGCCUCCCCUGUUCCAGCACGGACUGCACGGAAUUCCUGCCGCCCCUGGCCGUGGCCGAGGACUUCUUCAGGAGGGACAGGAGCUGCGACAUCUGCUACAGCUAAUGGGGGCUGUGGUUUCACACAUCCACUCUAGCCAAAUCAGAUUAAAUUGCCCAUGAACUAUGCAAAGUUGUGCUGCCUAACACAGUCCAGUUUAUUCUUCACUACUUACACGUUUUUUACACGAUGCUGUCACUACAUUGAUCUACGGUCGGGGGGUUUUGUUGGUGGUCUGGUGGUUUGGUGGGGUUUUUUCCCUGUUUUUUUUUUUCAUUGUUGCUGUUUUUGUAAAAUAAAUCUGAAGCUGCCUUAUCAAGCACUUGUUAAACCAGCUCUUUUUGAUACAAAUAAAUC